UCAGUCAGUCAGUCGAUUGGGAGCUUUUGUGCGGGAAACAGUGCAAACGGAACGGAAUCGCUUUUGUCGCGCGUCGUCUACGUUGUCGACAGUUCGAUUUUUGAUUUUUUUUUUCUGCAGUGCAGUGCGUACGACCAAUUUUGUGUGACAACGAUCAGCGUGGAUCAGCGGUCGGUGAUUUAAUCCGGAAUACAGCGGGAACGGGAAUCGCUGGUUGCACCUCCGGAAAGGUCAAUUUAUAUGGGAGAAGCCGGCAGUGACGAGUUCGGCCAGUUUGAGCAAAAGGGUUUACGAAGCACGAGCAAAUCUUGACGGCGGCGGCAGCAGCGGCCACGAGGGAGCACCCGAAAGAGAAGAAGAAAGCCGAAGAAGGCGGAAGAACAGCAGCAGCUACUACUAGCAGCGGCCAUCAGCAUGCCUCUGUUGUUGCGGUGGGGUACUUCCAAAAAUUUGACCCGCUUUUUGCUGAUCCUGCUGAGUGGGGUGCUGACGCUGCUCACGACGGCCAAGGCGAAACCCACGCUCAGCUUUGAGCUGUCGAAGAUUCCGGGCUUUACGCAGAUCGUGGAGCGACGGCUGCAGGAUGCGAUGAAAAGCUACAGUGAACGACGUCUCGAUGUGGCGUCUUUGCGGAUGGUCUACUUCCACGAUCAGACGGUGGCCGUCGUCGAGCUCGGGCCGGAGAAGAAACUUAUCGGGUGCGAGCUGAUUGAAAUCUACAAAGACUCCGAAGGCCACGAGCUGCUGCGGAAUCUUUCCUCCAUCAACCGCCCGUUGGAGAUCUCGUUCCGGGACAUGAUCAAACUGAUGGACCAGUGCGAACAGGUAGAUCGAAUCUACGCCAAGCACAGCCAUCGAGCCAAAACCUCGCCUGCGCAGUCCAAAACGCUGGAUAACGUCGGCUACCGGUUGAACGACGGCGCCGAUGACGAUGACGGAGGAGACACGGUGGAAAGCACCACCGCUUCGGUGAGCAUUUUCCAGCUGUUCACCAACGGAGGCAGUUCGGGUUCGGGAUCGGGCCAGGGCAUCAGCAAGCGGGGAAUUUUCAACACCAGCCCGUUCUCGCUGUUCAGCGGGAUAAUCCCUGGGACGAAGUGGUGCGGAACGGGCGACAUUGCCGACACCUAUCACGAUCUGGGCGAGGACGCCACCAUGGACCGGUGCUGCCGGACGCACGAUCUCUGCCCGAUGAAGGUCCGGGCGUACCAGAAGCGGUACAACCUGAGCAACAAUUCGAUCUAUACGAAGUCCCACUGCAAGUGCGACGACAUGCUGUUCGAGUGUCUCAAGAAGACCAAUACUUCGGCGGCGCAGGUGAUGGGUUCCAUCUACUUCAACCUGGUUCAGGUGCCCUGCGUUGAGGAAACCCCCAAAGGAAUGUCAUUCCGGAAGGCGCGCGAAGGCUUCUAAUGUGCAGCGCAUCGAAGCAACCCGAAACUCAAGUGCCUACUAGAUGGACAAGGUUGGCGGCAGCCCUGUCCGCGUCGAAAGCCGAAAUCAAAACACUAAACUGUACUUAAAUUGUCGACCAAAACAAGCCGAGCAACCGCCGCGCCGUUGUGAUUAAUGUGAUCGUUUAGCAAUUCUCUAAUUUCUUAUACUCUUAAUACCUAGUUGUUGUAUGUAGUAGGGCAAAUAACACGAAUCUUCUCGUACACACAUAUACGUAAAAAUAGUGAAGGAAAACGGAGGACCCACCAUCGGACGCAUAGGAAAUUGUACUUCCGCUCCAGAAAGGCGCCAUGUCCAACCUUUAAUCGGAAAUGUGGUUCAGCUGAACAAGCUCAACCAACCAACACGCACGUGUUUCUUGGGUCGUGUGAAUCGAAUGAGAUGGAUUUUACACUUCUACUUAGCUAUACCUACUAGUACACCCCCACGCUACACCUCGCAUGCGUUUAAUCGAUCGGCUACUUUCCCUCGCGUAGACCACGUGGUCACGUUGGAAAUCCACAAUCAAACGAAAAAAGCUUCGCAGAAGUACUAUAAACUGUAUUGUAACAUUGUCAUUUUUAUUGUAGGGAAGGGAUCGAACGAUUUGACAUAUGGCUAACAGUUUGACAGUUGAUCUACAAAACUUAACUAGCCGAAUGUCGGAUCGUUUAACUCUGUCAGAAAUCGAACAGGCAGCAGCCAUUGUCGCUUAAAAAUUGAUGUCAAAUCAAAAAUCGUUACAAGCUGUACUUUAUGGUUGUUUUAUCAAAAAGAAAUGGAAAUGGACCCAUCAGAGGAGAGAGAAAAAGUUCUCACCCAUAAAGGCGAAAGUGUAUAUGUAAGAUGUCGGGCACUCAACAAAAGAGCGAACUCAAAAGCAUAGUAUUAGUCGUUGAUUUUUCGUGUCAGACGAAACGAAAAAGUACAUAACGCCAGCCAGCAGUUUGAUGAAUGGUGCCUGCAAUAUAAUAACGAGGGACGAUACGUAAAACAAACUGCUCAUGGUUGUAAAACGUCUAGUUGUUAAGUUUAAGUAUUUAUUAAAUAUUACACGUUGUGAUCGUU
Aedes albopictus (Asian tiger mosquito) is the source of this 2502-nucleotide messenger RNA. RefSeq lists its product as uncharacterized. The coding region runs from base 415 to 1413 and encodes 332 amino acids. The transcript is spliced from 6 exons. The record is from RefSeq and is a predicted model, not a curated record. NCBI's taxonomy places the organism in Eukaryota, Metazoa, Arthropoda, Insecta, Diptera, Culicidae. Gene Ontology annotation, biological process: arachidonate secretion; phospholipid metabolic process.